CAGGCGUCUGCUGACUGUAAACUGUAGGAGGGCUUUUCCCCUCUUUCACUUUCAGUCUGUUACUGUUUAGCCCUGUUCUAGGUGUGUGUGUGUGAGAGAGAGAGAGAGACACUCAGAGUGUUAGUAAAUUUAAUCUUGCACGGAUAAACAGUGUUUUCUUGUCAGGAUUUUACAAAGAUUCCCACAAAAGGAGAGCAAAAUGGUGAACUGUGGUCUGUUGACAAACAAGAAUGAGCCAGUUCCCCUAAAGCACAUCGAGGUGGAUCUGCAGGUUCAGGGGCAUGUUGCGGCAGUGACCUCCACCCUGCAGUAUGUAAAUGAGGAAGAGCGCCCCCUGGAGGCUGUGUUUGUCUUCCCCAUGCCUUCAGGAGCUGCUCUCUGCCAGUUCAGUGCCAAGAUUGCAGACCAGGAGAUAGUGGCUGAGGUGCAGGAGAAACAGGAGGCGCGGGAGCAGUACGAUGAUGCACUGAGUUCAGGUGAACAGGCCUUUCUGCUGGAGGAGAGUGAGGAGUCUGCGGACGUGUUCAAGCUGAGUGUGGGCUCUCUGCCCCCAGGCCAGAGCGCUGCUGUCACCUUCGUCUAUAUCACUGAGCUGAGUGUAGAGGCUGACCAUUCACUGUGUUUCUGCCUGCCUGCGGUGCUCAACCCCCGAUACACACCAUCUGGUACAAGUGCUGGUAUAGUGUCAGAGAUAACAUCUAGUUCCACUGGUAUUCCCUACUCUCUCUCUUUUACUGCACAUGUGAGCUCUCCAAACCCCAUCACUAAAGUGGAGUCCAAAUGUCCUCUAGAGCCCCUGAUGUUUCUCAACACAGACCACACAAAGGCAAAGGUAAGCCUUUGUGCAGGUCAUAUGUUUGACCGAGAUGUUGAGCUGUAUCUAUAUUAUCAGAAUCCCCAUCAGCUCACUGCUAUAGUGGAGGCUGGAGCUCCCACGGCACAGCCAGGAUCUCUCAUGGGAGACCCUGUGGUCAUGGUCAGUUUCUAUCCAGAGUUUCCUGAGUCAGUGAUGUCCUCUGUGUCGUCAUGUGGUGAGUUUGUGUUUGUUAUGGACAGAUCUGGCAGUAUGGACUGCAGCAUGCAUAAUGGGCCAGAUGCACAAAAACGCAUCGAGUGUGCCAGGGACACUCUGCUCCUGCUGCUGAAGAGUCUCCCCGUGGGCUGUUACUUCAACAUCUAUGGCUUUGGCUCUCACUAUGAAUCCUUCUUUCUGAAAAGUGUGCAGUACAGUCAGGACACUAUGGAGCAGGCUGUGAAGAAGGUAAAGGAGAUGCGAGCAGACAUGGGAGGUACAGAAAUUCUGCGACCUCUGGAACACAUUUACAAACAGCCUUGCAUCCCCAACCACCCAAGACAGCUGUUCAUAUUUACAGAUGGUGAAGUAGGAAACACCAGAGAUGUUCUUCACUGUGUGAGGAGCAAUGCUGAUUUCCACAGAUGCUUCUCAUUUGGGAUUGGUGAAGGUGCAAGUUCUACACUCAUUACAGGAUUGGCUGAGAAUAGCUCUGGCCACGCCCAGUUCAUCACAGGAACUGAGCGCAUGCAGGCCAAAGUAAUGCAGUCUCUCCGCUAUGCUUUACAACCAGCAGUGAUUGAUAUCACUGAGGAUUGGAGUGAUGUGUCUUUCACCCGUCUGAGCCCCCCGAUUAAAACACUUUUCCAUGGUCAAAGAGCACUGAUUUAUGCCCAGUUGAAAGGAGAGGAGUGUCAGAAACCAGAUGCUAAGGGGAAAAUAUCAGUGAGGUACCGCCUAGGAGAUCAAGAGGUCUCAAACACUGUCAACUUCUCACUGAAGCCUGCCGAGAAUAGCGGACUGGCCAUCCACAGGCUGGGCGCUCGCUCUCUGAUCUGCUCUCUGGAAAGGGACGAGCAAGUUGAUGGAGCUGAUAAAAAGGCUCUGAAGGCCAGAGUGGUGGAACUGAGUAAGCAGUCUGGAGUGAGCAGCUCACACACAGCCUUCAUAGCUGUCCAUAAGGGCAGCGGACAAGCUGUGAAAGGACCACUGGUGACGAGGAGAAUUCCUACCCCAAGGAGGAUGAGGGUAUGUGCAUCAAUGGGACCAUUUGUACCAUAUGCAUCUGCCAUGAUGAUGCAAGGUUCAUCUAGGCUAUCUUGCCAGGGGGUGCAAGGUUCAUCUAUGCCAUCUUACCAUUCAGUGAUGAUGCAAGGUUCAUCUAUGCCAUCUUACCAGGGGGUGCAAGGUUCAUCUAUGCCAUCUUACCAGGGGGUGCAAGGUUCAUCUAUGCCAUCUUACCAUUCAGUGAUGAUGCAAGGUUCAUCUAUGCCAUCUUACCAGGGGGUGCAAGGUUCAUCUAUGCCAUCUUACCAGAUGAGUUCGGCUAUACCAGUGGGUAUUCCUAGAAUCUGUGGUCAAAUGAAAUCGGUAAAGAAACUGGCAUAUCAUCCAGUGGUAGAAUGUGAUGGAGGUUUUGACAUUAACCCAGAAACUUCUGAGGCUCCAAAGGACCUGUUGUUGCAGCUCAUCUCCCUCCAAAAGGCUUCAGGUUGCUGGGAAAUGGAGUCUGCUCUUGCAGAGGUGUUUGGGAGGACAGAAGAAGAGCUGAUCAAGCAGAUUCCUGCACAGGUGAAGCCAGAUGUCUGGGCUACACUUCUGGCACUGAUUUGGUUACAUGGCUUUAAGAUUGAUGCACAGGUUGAGUGGCAAAUUUUGGCCAUGAAAGCAGUGGCAUGGAUCCGCACUCAGAAAGUGAUCAACCAGUCAGAGUGUGUACGAGUAGGUAACGCUCUACUGGGCUGUCAGGUUAAAGAAGAUGCUCUUGGGUUCUGAAGAUUUUACCCUCUUACAGCAUCCACACAAAAGUCUUGGCAUAAUUUCUCUUUCCUACAAUUUAAAAGAGCUUUACUUGUAUUAGCAUGCUUUUACAUAUAAGAUAAUGAUGUCAGUGGACCUACUAGUAUGACCACAAAACACUUUAAUAUGGGGAAAAAGUAAACAAAUUCAUAAACAUCUUUGCACAUAUUUGGUUGUCAUUUGCAAAGAAUUCAAUUUAAAUACAAGAGCAACAUCUUUUGUAAAAUCCUUUCUUUAAUUCAGGUUUUAUUUUAACAUGCAUUUGAUUAUGUGUACAAGAUCAGUGAGUCACAGGUUUAAUGCAAUCAAUGCCUGCUAAUGAUUAAUGUCCAUGUGUAUAAAGGAUAUUUGAAGUUUUUAAUAAAAGUUCAUAAUAACAGCAACAAUAGUUGUUGUUUUAGUGGCUAUAUUAUAUAUCAGGUUUUGUCACCCAUCAGUCCUCAUGCAUCAGCGCAAGAGUUGUUUACUAUCUACCCUGUAAGAGAUGCAAUCAGCUGUACAUCAGAGAAACCAGCAGGAGACUGGCUGAUUGUUAUGUCGAGCACCUUCACACCAUCAGAAUAAAGGAUUUCUCUCUUCUAGUGAGGAGACACUUCAACAGUGAUGGACAACAUUAAAUACAUCUCUGUUUGCAUUGCUAGUUGUUAUGGGAGCAAUGAAUUGAGGACGUGUAAGGAGAAAGAGCUCAUCUUCAGUCUUGGAACUACAUUAUCAAUCAUUUACUGAUAUUUACUGAUUUCACUUUAAACAUUUUUAGAAGCACUUUGCUUGCACAGCUGAUGAACAACUUUUGUCUGAAAUGUCCCAAGAAACUUUGUAUUUUGCUUGGCUUUUACUAUAUACGUUACUUUUAUUAUAUCUGUUAACUGAAUAAUAUUGCUUUAUUGAAAUCUCACAUAUGAAAGUGCUAAUUGUGAGACCUCAUUUAUACUUAGCUGAUACAUACUGUUAGUUGUUAAUCAACAUAAAACUCAUUUAUGAA
Messenger RNA from Pangasianodon hypophthalmus (striped catfish), 3794 nucleotides. Its product is annotated as von Willebrand factor A domain-containing protein 5A-like. The transcript has 28 exons. The coding region runs from base 200 to 2788 and encodes 862 amino acids. The record is from RefSeq and is a predicted model, not a curated record. NCBI's taxonomy places the organism in Eukaryota, Metazoa, Chordata, Actinopteri, Siluriformes, Pangasiidae.